CCAGCUAACACUCAAAUGAAUUCGCACAAGUCACGCCGUCGCUCAUUAUCUGAGAGCUCCAAGCUCGACUACCUCGCCACACUGGCCGAGCAGGCCGACGAGCUUCCUGCCUUCGCGCCGUCACCCGAGGAGCCCGUGGACGACCAUUACCCACUUGUUCUGUCCGUGCGUCACGCCAGCGAGAGCCUCGCGGCACUGGAGCGCCGCUCCAAGUCCGAGAGCUUCAUCUGUACGGCACAGGGCAUCGUGUUCCAGGACACCAAGUGCCAAAGGUAUCAGUCCAAGCUCAACAAACUCGUAGCUCUUGCCACCAACUCCACCAGCACGCAGAGCAACGUGCUGCUUGCCAAGAAGGCACUGCGAUAUCGCAAAGUGCUCGAGCGCCGACGCGUAGCGACAUAAGAAGGAAAUGCAAGCGAACUCAAGGGUUUCGUACAGUCCGUAAAUGAGCUCCACGCGAACCAGCUUUCGUUAUUUUUCUUAUCAACCCUCACCAGUCAAGAAGUAAGGAAUCUUUAUGUUGUGGAACGUAGUCAAUUGCUUGUAGCUACAUAUUUAAAGCCAAAAAAAUGCAGCGUUUAGACACUUUGCGUUGAU
This is a messenger RNA of Phytophthora infestans T30-4, 597 nucleotides long. RefSeq lists its product as uncharacterized. Bases 16 to 402 code for a protein of 128 amino acids. The record is from RefSeq and is a predicted model, not a curated record. The transcript has a single exon. Lineage: Eukaryota; Oomycota; Peronosporomycetes; Peronosporales; Peronosporaceae.